Cucurbitaria berberidis CBS 394.84 is the source of this 1140-nucleotide messenger RNA. Its product is annotated as polysaccharide lyase family 1 protein. Gene Ontology annotation, molecular function: pectate lyase activity. The coding region runs from base 1 to 1140 and encodes 379 amino acids. The transcript has 2 exons. The record is from RefSeq and is a predicted model, not a curated record. Lineage: Eukaryota; Fungi; Ascomycota; Dothideomycetes; Pleosporales; Cucurbitariaceae.
AUGAAGUACUCUCUGUUCGUCGCCGUUGCCGCGGCUUUCGCCAGUGGCGUUAGUGCAGCAGAUGCUGUCAAGGGCGCUGCUGAAGGUUUCGCCAAGGGCGUAACUGGCGGUGGCAAUGCCGCUCCUGUCUACCCCCAGACGACCAAGCAGCUCAUCAGCUACCUCGCUGACUCUUCCCCCCGCGUCAUUGUUCUCACCAAGACCUUCGACUUCACUGGCACUGAGGGCACUGUUACCUCUACCGGCUGCGCUCCUUGGGGCACUGCCUCCAACUGCCAGGUUGCCAUCAACAAGGACAACUGGUGCGGAAACUACCAGCCCAAGGCUCCCAAGGUUGCCAGCAUCAAGUACGAUGCGGCUGGUGUUUUGGGAAUGACGAUUGGAUCCAACAAGAGUUUGAUCGGUCAGGGCGCCAAGGGUGUCAUCAAGGGCAAGGGUGUCCGCAUUGUGAGCAACGCAAAGAACAUCAUCAUCCAGAACGUGCGCUUCACCGACAUCAACCCGGAGUACGUCUGGGGCGGUGAUGCCAUCACCAUCAACGGCGCCGAUAUGAUCUGGAUCGAUCACGUCACUACCGACCUCAUCUCCCGCCAACACAUUGUUCUCGGCAACGGUGCCAGUGGCCGCGUUACCAUCUCCAACUGCGACAUCAACGGCGCCACCGCCUGGUCGGCCACCUGCGACGGACACCACUACUGGGGAAUGUACUUCACCGGCAGCAACGAUCUCGUCACGCUCAAGGGUAACUACAUCCACCACACCUCGGGCCGCUCCCCCAAGGUCGCCGGCAACACUGUCCUCCACGCCGUCAACAACUACUUCUACGCCAACUCGCAGCACGCCUUCGAGGGUGACGCCGGCGCCAAGAUCGUUGCUGAGGGCAACAUCUUCCAGAACGUUGUCCAGGCCAUGCAGUCCGGCCUUGCUGGCAAAUGGUUCUCGGCCCCUGCGACGCUCAACGCGCAGUGCCAGAAGUUCCUCGGCCAUGCUUGCCAGCUCAACUCGUACGGCACCUCCGGUGCGUUGACUGGAACCGAUACCAGCAUCUUGGCCUCGUUCAGCGGCAAGAACGUUGCGUCUGCUGCCCCGGCCGCAAACAUCAAGAACAUCCCCCAGAUCGCUGGUUACGGAAAGAUCUAA